Molecule: messenger RNA, 201 nt
Organism: Paracoccidioides lutzii Pb01
Exons: 2
Coding region: 1-201 (66 amino acids)
Source: RefSeq, a predicted model, not a curated record
AUGGCUGGAGUAUGUUCGGCGUCGAUAAAUUCGGAGGAGAACGGAGCUCCCCCAACCGAGCAGAUGAUGACUGUUGCGAUGCCGAGGUGCGAGGGGUGGAUACCACAAAGAGCUGGUCGGGCAGAUGGGAGCCGUGGAUUGACGAGACUGGCAAAAUACGAAGCAGAAGAAGAUGAGAUGAGGUUGAGAUUGAGCAGUUGA